Messenger RNA from Suhomyces tanzawaensis NRRL Y-17324, 1962 nucleotides. Its product is annotated as signal recognition particle subunit. The record is from RefSeq and is a predicted model, not a curated record. Gene Ontology annotation, molecular function: 7S RNA binding; ribosome binding; protein binding. Gene Ontology annotation, biological process: SRP-dependent cotranslational protein targeting to membrane. The transcript has a single exon. Bases 1 to 1962 code for a protein of 653 amino acids. Lineage: Eukaryota; Fungi; Ascomycota; Pichiomycetes; Serinales; Debaryomycetaceae. Gene Ontology annotation, cellular component: signal recognition particle, endoplasmic reticulum targeting.
AUGAGUAACUCUAUAGCUGAAGCAUUCAAGAAGUUGAAUGUGACUCCCGGAGCAGAUCUCUCGGAGCACCAGCAGAUAUUUUCUAUUUCGUAUGACUACCUCACUAAAGUCAAGAACUACGACGAUUUGAAAGCGUUCAAGAACUGUUUAAUAUCCCUUAUCAAUCUUGACAGAUACUACAAGGCAUAUGAAAUCAUCCAGAAGAUCCCACAAGACUAUGUUGUUGCCUUAAUCUUGGAGAUCAGUUAUGUAUACUACAAAAUUGGCAAAUCAGACGCCUUAGUCGAAUUGUACAAUAGCACCAACAUUGACAACGAAGGUCUCAAAGUGGGAUUGAAGCACAUUUUAGCCCAGAACUAUUACAAGAUUGGUGAGUACGAAAAGGCCUUGGAAUUGUACCAUGACUUGAUCGAGAACAACAAAUAUGACAACAAGGUAGAUGUUAUCGUCAAUGAAAGAUCGGUGAUAUCCCAGUUGAACUUCUUCCACAAGACUGGUUUGCAAUCAACUUACGAUCACUCCGAAUAUGGUGACAAUUAUGACUUGCUCUUCAAUGAGGCAUUGAUCCAAUUAUCCAAUAACGACCUUAGUCUCUCCUUGCAAUCGUUGGAAAAGGCAGAGCAGAUCUGUGAAUCCCAAAACAUAGAUCUUUCUCAAGCAGACUUGAUUUCAGAAGUGCUUCCAAUUAAACUCACCCGUGCAUACGUCUACGAAUUACAAGGCGAGAUCGCUAAGAGCAUUGAAUUGUUGGACUCCAUUGAUGUGGAUGCAAUUCAAGAUACCAUUCUCAAGCUUAUUGUCAAGAACAACAAGUACCUGUUGACCCCCCAGACUCUCGACUUAAACUUGGUCGAACGUGACUUGGACUAUCAAACAGCUUUACAAAAACUCGGUCAAAAGCUUACCAAGUACCAAUACCAAAUCAUCAAGAAGAAUAGCUUGAAGUUGAGAUACGCCACCGGGACUUUAAGCACUUCGCAGAUCAGCAAUAAAUUCAUAAACCAAUAUCUUAAGGAUUUCACUGGUGAUUUGGUACCAUUGGUGUACAAAGUCUUAUUGAAGAUCGACAUAUCAUUCCAAGACCUUGAAGAUCAAGAACUCGACAAGCAAGUCGCUAAAAAGCUCCACAAACAUUUGAAUGCCUUGAGAAAUGAAUUCACAGAUGAAUACAUCGUAACAGUCUUGUUGACCUUGUUCGCUGCCAAGAGCGAAGAUUCGAUCAGCCGUGCUUACGGGGAGUUGAAGUCAGCUGUCGCUGUCAACUUGACACAAGCUAAGCUUGUGCCAGGGUUAAUAAGUGUUUUCUUGAGCAUCGAAAAGGAGAGAAAAGAAGGCUGGAAACAGGAAGACCGAGUGAUUGAACAUCUCUUGGCCACUGAAAAGGACACCUUCAAUGAUUUGCAUUAUUUCAACUUCGCCAAGACUGUGGCCUUGUUGAACCAAAAGCCUGGUGAACCUGCCACUCCGCUUAUCCAAUUCUUGUCUACUGUGAGACAGGAUAAAAUUAUCAACUCGGUGUUGAACCAAUCCAACGAUGAAUUGUUAUCCAUUGAGAGUUUAGCUUCGUCCAAGUCCCUUGAGCAAUUGGUGUCAUCGCAAGCUGUAGAUGAGUUAGCCUCCCAAAUUGUCCCCCAAAAACCCGUCCAUGAGAUCUUAGGAAAGACUAUCAAGAAAACCCCUUCAAAGGUCGUCAAAAAGCGUACCAAGAAGCAAAAGGUGCCUAAAUUCUCUAAGAACAAGGUGCUUAAGCCUGAAGGGGAGUUUGAGAUAGACGAGGAAAGAUGGUUGCCCAUGAAGUUGAGAUCCUAUUACAAGCCAACUAAGAAGGAAAGAAAGAAGCUUGGAGGUGGUCAUCAGGGGGCUCUUGAAUUUGGAUCUGGAACUUCAUCGCCAGCUCCCGAAUCACAGACUUCUUCGUCAAGCGGUGAUAAGAAGAAGAAAAAGAAAAAGGGUAAGAAGUAG